CCCCGCCCACAGGGGCGGACGCGAGAUUCCCCCGAAUUCAGAGCGAGAAAGAGGUUUGUCCCUUCUCGGCCACCGCUCCUUUCAACAUGGCUGCCUCCAGGGAAAGGCCAGAAAUAACGUGAGAACAGACUCUAAAUCCCACCACAUGGAUCGCGACGCAGAGUUCAGGAGAUGGAAGUCGCAGUGUCUGAGUAAAGUGGACCUCAGUCGGAAGGGCAGUUUGGACGAGGACAUUGUAGAGCUUGUGCAGGUCUUGAACCGGCAAGAACAGUUUUUCACCACCAGCUCCUGCUCUGGCCGCAUCGUGCUUCUGGAUGGGGGUAUAAAUGGCUUUGAGGUUCAGAAACAAAACUGUUGCUGGCUACUGGUUACACACAAACCUUGUAUAAAAGAAGAUGUGAUCGCAGCUCUGAAGAAAGCGAGUGGGGAUGCCAUUUUGAAAUUUGAACCAUUUGUUCUUCAUGUGCAGUGUCAACAGUUACAGGAUGCACAAAUUCUGCAUUCGGUGGCAAUGGAUUCUGGUUUCAGGAAUUCAGGCAUAACAGUGGGAAAGAAAGGAAAGACUAUGUUGCCCUCUGACAGCCCCACUAAGAUGCAGGAUAAUAUGAAUGAAGAAACAGACCUAGUGAGGUUUUACAGCUGCCUACAAUACACUUUGGAAAGAGAAAUUACUCACUCAUAUCCCAAAGAGAAAAAUACCUCAUCGUAUAUUCGCAAGAAAAAAAGAAACCCAGAAAAAGCACAUGGCAAAUGUAUUACAGAAAAACAUGAUAAAGAACUUGAAAAUGAUGAUGAUGAUUAUCCAGACCUCAGUAGUACAAUCUUCUCUGCAGAUUGUAAUAUUUGAGUCUGAUGUGCCUUGAUAUAGAAUGUUUUAACAGUUAUUAUAAAACUGCUCUUUGUAAGAGUAUUUUAGUCUCUUGUGCAAAUCAAACAUUCAAAAAAGCAAGACUUCUCUCUGUUUUUUAGAGAAACCUAUCUUAUAAACAUAUGGCUUUUUAAAAUGGCUGUAAUAUUUGCUCAUUAAAUA
Messenger RNA from Condylura cristata (star-nosed mole), 1030 nucleotides. RefSeq names its product tRNA-yW synthesizing protein 3 homolog (S. cerevisiae) (gene TYW3). The record is from RefSeq and is a predicted model, not a curated record. Gene Ontology annotation, biological process: tRNA methylation. The coding region runs from base 146 to 847 and encodes 233 amino acids. The transcript has 6 exons. Gene Ontology annotation, molecular function: tRNA methyltransferase activity. Lineage: Eukaryota; Metazoa; Chordata; Mammalia; Eulipotyphla; Talpidae. Gene Ontology annotation, cellular component: cytoplasm.